CCCCUUUAAGAGGGAGAGACAACACAUUACACAACGGCCCCUUUAAGAGGGAGAGAGAGAUGGAGAAAUUGAGAGAGAGAGAGAGAGAGAGAGAGAGAGAAAGAGAGAUGUGAUAACAGUGACAGAAUUGUUCUACGAUGACAACCGGAUUAAUGUUUGACGCUCUGUCAUAUUAAAGAAUAGCUACAUUACAAAUCCAUGUCGGACACAUCGGAGUCAGACCGAACCUCGUAAGUCAACAUUUUUGCGUGUGGAUUCCAACUUGAAGAAGAAUUUUGGCGGUUAAUUACGUGUCACAGGCUCUGCUGGUCCUGGCAUCUCCCUCUGGACCUGGGGUGUGUCGGGGGCUAUGGUGAGGACAUGUGCCUCAGCGGGAGGACUGGAUGUCAUGGAGGAGAUGGAUUGGGGCUGCGGAGAGGAUUGGUUAAAGUGUUGGAGAGAGGAGGGCUGGGCACAAAGCUUGGGAAAGAGAGAAGACUGGAGAGAGGGAGGGCGAGAGAGAGAGGGCAGGGAACCGGGACAGGGCUGGGGCAAGAGACAAGGCUUGGGGGAGACCUGGGUCUUGGGACAAGCCUGGCACCAAGCCUGCAUCGAGACCUGGGAGGCUGGUCAUUCACCCUGCUGGUCCUGCUCCUCCUACUCCCCCCGGUGUUCCCCCAGUGCCCUGACAGCUGCCACUGUGUGUGGGAGAGCAGCAUGGUGCUGUGUACGGACGCUGGGCUCCGUGAGUUCCCCCAGGGCCUUCCCCCGGACACCGUCACCCUCCACCUGGAGAGGAACUACAUCCGCUCGCUCCCCGAGAGCGCCUUUAGGGAGCUGACCCACCUGAGGGAGCUUUACCUCUCCCACAACCGCAUCGACACCCUCUCCUCCGGGGCCCUGCGCCACCUGAGCUCAGAGCUCCGUCUCCUGGAUCUUUCACACAACCAGUUACGCCAGGCCAGCCGGGAUGAGUUCAGUUCCACGCGGGCCAAGACACGCCUCUACCACAACCCGUGGCACUGUGACUGUACCCUGCAGGAGCUGAUGGAGACGUUAAAUCUAGAGCCGGAGACAGUCAACGGGAUCGUGUGUGAGAGCUCGGUGAGGAGCGCCGGGGAGGUGAGUCGCUGGGAGGAUCCAGGCGGUGCAGGGGAGCACGCCGGUCAACCGCUGGUUAAGUUGCUCGACUCUGGGGUGAACUUCUGUAAUCUCCAGCGGAAGACCACGGAUGUGGCUAUGCUGGUGACCAUGUUUGUGUGGUUCUUCAUGGUCAUUGUUUAUGUGGUCUACUACGUGAGACAGAACCAGGCUGAGACCAGAAGACAUCUGGAGUAUCUGAAGAGUUUGCCCAGUCCGAGGAAAACACCCACGGAGACAGACACGAUAAGCACUGGUCUCUGAACUAUUUAUUUAUUGCCUUUAUUUAAUCAGGUAGGUUAUUGAGAACACAUUCUCUUUUACAAAAACAACCAAGAGAAGGCCUACGAAAAGGCCGUAGAGACAAUUCAUGUCUCUGUAUUGGGACAGAGCUUGUUAAUUGAAAAUGGACUCUCUAUAACAACUUUGACUUUAAUUAAAUGAUUACAGCAUUUUAUUUUUGUAACUACUGGGUCUUUUCCAUAAUUAUUUAUAUUUUUUUGCCCUAACUACGUUUAUACAAAAAAAUAUGUUUUUGUAUUCACUGGCAUAUGCACAGCUUUAACGCUGUCCAAAUGGAGAGAGAAAGACCAGAAGAAGAAAGAAACAGAGAAGACAAUAUUGAUCAGCACCUUUCAUCUUCAAUACUGGUGGCUUUCAUCAUCAAUACCGGUGGCUUUCAUCAUCAAUACUGGUGGCUUUCAUCAUCAAUACUGGUGGCUUUCAUCAUCAAUACUGGUGGCUUUCAUCAUCAAUACUGGUGGCUUUCAUCAUCAAUACUGGUGGCUUUCAUCAUCAAUACUGGUGGCUUUAUACUGGUGGCUUUCAUCAUCAAUACUGGUGGCUUUCAUCAUCAGUACUGGUGGCUUUCAUCUUCAAUACUGGUGGCUUUCAUCAUCAAUACUGGUGGCUUUCAUCAUCAGUACUGGUGGCUUUCAUCUUCAAUACUGGUGGCUUUCAUCAUCUAUACUGGUGGCUUUAUACUGGUGGCUUUCAUCAUUAAUACUGGUGACUUUCAUCAUCAGUACUGGUGGCUUUCAUCAUCAAUACUGGUGGCUUUCAUCAUCAAUACUGGUGGCUUUAUACUGGUGGCUUUCAUCAUCAAUACUGGUGGCUUUCAUCAUCAAUACUGGUGACUUUCACCAUCAAUACUGGUGGCUUUCAUCAUCAAUACUGGUGGCUUUCAUCAUCAAUGCUGGUGGCUUUAUACUGGUGGCUUUAUACUGGUGGCUUUCAUCAUCAAUACUGGUGGCUUUCAUCAUCAAUACUGGUGGCUUUCGUCAUCAAUACUGGUGACUUUCAUCUUCAAUACUGGUGGCUUUAUACUGGUGGCUUUCAUCAUCAAUACUGGUGACUUUCAUCAUCAAUACUGGUGACUUUCAUCAUCAAUACUGGUGGCUUUCAUCAUCAAUACUGGUGGCUUUCAUCAUCAAUACUGGUGGCUUUCAUCAUAAAUACUGGUGGCUUUCAUCUUCAAUACUGGUGGCUUUCAUCAUCAAUACUGGUGGCUUUCAUCAUCAAUACUGGUGGCUUUCAUCAUCAAUACUGGUGGCUUUCAUCUUCAAUACUGGUGGCUUUCAUCAUCAAUACUGGUGGCUUUCAUCAUCAAUACUGGUGGCUUUCAUCAUCAAUACUGGUGGCUUUCAUCAUCAAUGCUGGUGGCUUUAUACUGGUGGCUUUCAUCAUAAAUACUGGUGGCUUUCAUCUUCAAUACUGGUGGCUUUCAUCAUCAAUACUGGUGGCUUUCAUCUUCAAUACUGGUGGCUUUCAUCAUCAAUACUGGUGGCUUUCAUCAUCAAUACUGGUGACUUUCAUCAUCAAUACUGGUGGCUUUCAUCAUCAAUACUGGUGACUUUCAUCAUCAAUACUUGUGGCUUUCAUCUUCCAUUGUACUCUUAACAGGGAAUACUCACCUUGACCAAAUUAUUUUUGACAGACAGAUAGCAGAUCGUUUCAAACAUAUAACCUGAGGGAGUGUCUGUUUCUAUUCUGUAUAACAGGUUCCAAAGGCAUGUGAUGUUGUUUAGUGUUCAGGAUCAUUAGUCCUACUUCAUCUCUCUCCAGCCCUUGACGAUCAGUGAAGAAGGCUAUUUUAACCUCUCACUCUACAAGGUCACUGAGUCUGAACCAGCUAGUCAUCUACAUUCAUAUUCUAUGUUUUAUCACCCUACGAGACCAGGACACAGUCUGAGAUGCAGGCCACUGUUGACCAAUUCAAAGUCUAGGUUGAAAACUAAAGGAGAUCAGGCAUUUGUCAUUAAGACCCCGAGACUUUGGAAUGGUCUGCCAGAGGACAUCAGGCUUAUAGAUUCAGUGCCUCUUUUUAAAUCCCUUCUGAAGACACACUUUUGUAAACAUGCUUAGUACUUUUAUUUUAUGACGUGAAGCAUGUUACUUGUAUAGAAAAGCGCUAUUAUUAUAUUAAACCCCACUAAUCCCUCAAUCCGCACCAGAUCCAUUCCUUCCUGCUGUUGUAAUUUUACCCUGGCCCUAGGAAGCAGGUGGUGAAACUGUUUUUCAGUCAUCAAGUACGUAACAAGCAAUCAUUUCUAAAUUGGCCAAGUGGGAGAGACUAGUGUAUGACGGCAGGGUAUCAGCUGUCUCGGAAGCAGAGAAAUUAAAUUGAGACCUGAUUUAGAAUUGGUUUAAUAAUUAACAUUAUCUUUGCUAAAAAUGAUCAGACGAAUGAAACAAACUUGUUUUUUAAGAAAUGCUUGUUUCUGUGGAUCCUAAUGUAUCUUCUUAGUGCUGUUUUAAGGCCUGAUUUUCUGUCUGUGUGGUUAAAGUUAUGGUCCUAUAUUUUCCUCCUGGACUUUCUUAUUGUUAGUGAAGUGAGUUUAAAGAGACAGUUGACUUUGAGAUAUUUCCAUUUGAGCCAAAAUAUGCAGCUAUUACCGUGAAUGCAGUCUCCGCGAACAGUCUUCACGCCAUGGAUUGAAACUAAGGGGCUCUAUUCAGUCAUGGAAGUUCAGCAUUACAGCCUAAUUGAAAUUUAAAGGCGAUGUUCCCGCAUCAGCAGAGACUGCAUUCACGGUAAACGUUGCAUAUGCCAGCUCAAUGGGAAAGGAUCUUAAAAUGUAUAUCGCAGAAUCUGUAACGCUUCAGCAAUCCAGACUGAAUAGGUUAAUGUCGUGAACUAAAUGAAAGCAUGCAGGUGAAUGUGCUACGAACGUGUAAUAUGUUGAAUGACUUUUUUUCUGACAUUAUUGAAAUCCAAAGCUGAAAUGGAUUGAGAAUGACUCCUGUACCAUAUUGUUGUUAUAUCAAUCAGAAUAGGAUGUUAUGUGUGUCAUGAAAAAAAAAAAACUGUUUGAAAGUAGCCUAUAUGUGGUACGUUUCUGUGGAGAUAUUCCUAGUCCAUUUGUCUCAGACAUACCCUAAGAGGUUUUGUAUUUUGUGUGUAAUGUUGUGGCAUUCAGAGUUCCAUUCUAGCACAGGUUGUGGUAUAACACUGUCAAUUUAAAUGAUAGCACUGUCAUUUUAAACGAUAGCAAUGUCAAUUUAAAUAACAGCACUGUCAAGUUAAAUGAUAGCACUGUCAAGUUAAAUGAUAGCACUGUCAAGUUAAAUGAUACCACUGUCAUUUUAAAUGAUAGCACUGUCAAGUUAAAUGAUAGCACUGUCAAUUUUAUAUGAUAGCACUGUCAAUUGAAAUGAUAGCACUGUCAAGUUAAAUAACAGCACUGUCAAGUUAAAUGAUAGCACUGUUAAUUUAAAUGAUAGCACUGCCCCUUUAAAUGAUAACCCAACUCUUUUAAUUGAUAGCACUGUCCUGUCAUUAACUGUAGUGUAACUGUUUUAUGUCAUAGGCUACAAUGAAUAUAGACCACAACCUGAGUGACAAAACCGGUUCUGUGGAGAUGCCAAUAACCCAGACAACAAGAACCAAGCAUGCCUCCUUCUGUGUCAUUUUUACACCGUUUUUUUAUUUGUGAUGUAUUUUUGUCCUGCUGAUUCGUUUUUUUUGUCCUGUUGUUUUAAAUGUCAAUAAUUAUUCUAACAAAGAUGACAUCGUAGAUUCGGGAACCAAUACAUCAAAUAAUAAAUGAACUUUAAAACCAAAUUUCGGGAAAAAAAUUAAAUAUAUAAAAAAUAAAACAAACGUGGCUCUGUGUUGUUUAGAGAAAUGCUUCUACCUUUUAUUGCUACGGUGAAAGGUCAAAGGUGAAAGGUGAAAGGUGAAAGGUCAGGAAAGAAAAGGAAAAAAAAAUAUAAAGACAGGAUGACAAUCAAUUCAUACAGUUACUGAUGAUUGUGGUUGGAAAUGUUUCCCAUUCCUUCUCUUAUCUAGCAUGCUUAAAAAAACAAUCUGAAAAUAUUGAAAAAAAGGUUUUACAUUUUACAAAAUAGUACAUGAUAUGAACUUCGCACCUCCUCACAAAAUGUUGCAUACUCUCUCCAAUGAAGAAAACAACAUAUAAACUGGGGUGCCACCCACUUGUGAUCCAUGGUCUCUCCCGGUGUGUUCUGACUACCUCCCACCCCUCGAAUAUGCAUUUAGCUCAAACACACAGACCAACAGAAAGGCCCAUACAGGACACAGAAUCUAGAUUUGGUAUGGCUUCUAUCUCUGGGAAUAUAAUACCGUCAACAACAAAAAAGUUCAAUCAUACUUUCAGGUUACAGAAAGGAAUAAUCUCCCCAGAUAUGUUUUACGCUACACACUCUUCUCUGGAGCAUUAUGGGGGGUGGGAAUAACAACCAAAACAACAAAACAACAAAAAUAAAUGAAAUAAAAAGCGACUUCAGCUUGUUACUUGUGUUUUUUUCCUUUUAUUUCCAAUUUACAUGAAUCAAAACUGUAACAAAAACAAAAUCAUGAUCAUCAUAUUUAAUAAUACUAAUAAUAAUAGUAAUGAUGUUGUUGUUAUUAACAAUAUUACUAUUAUAAUUAAUAUAACAAAUAUAUAUACACACCCUGACAAACGAAUGCACCCUCUGCCCUGGUCAUGGUGCUUUCCCUCUGUGUGUAAAUGAGUAGCGAUAUCAAGUCUAAUGUCCUGUUCCUAGAGGGGCAUGGCCGAGGUACUUCCUACCAGGGCAGAAGGUACUUCCUGUGUGAGGGGACAGCGGGGGGUUUAUGGGAGGAAGUGGAGUGGGAUAGGUCAACGGUCAAAGUCAACUUCUGGUGGGCUUCUCACCACAUGGGGUCUAAUGCACCAAAGAGAAGAUCGCCCAAGCUGGAUUUGUAAACUUGGAUACAGGGUUUAACCAUGUUUUGUUGUUUCUUUCUUGUGUGUGUGUGUGUGUGAGGUAGCUUAAAAUAUUAUAA
Messenger RNA from Salmo salar (Atlantic salmon), 6391 nucleotides. Its product is annotated as leucine-rich repeat-containing protein 3. Gene Ontology annotation, molecular function: protein binding. NCBI's taxonomy places the organism in Eukaryota, Metazoa, Chordata, Actinopteri, Salmoniformes, Salmonidae. The record is from RefSeq and is a predicted model, not a curated record.